GUCUGUAUCUUCAUGUCUUUAAUUAAAUCUUGACAACCUUAACUUCUACCGUAUCUUUUCAUUUGUUUCUUUCCUCUCUAGCUCUUUUAAAGAAAGUAAGAAGACAAAAUGUACCCAAAAAACCCACCAAGGCUUUUGCUUCUUUUCUUCUUCUUAUUAACAUUCUUUGUUUCUUGUUUUGGCUCUUUCCAAGAAAGCCCGGUUUCUCAUGUGGUUAAAGAUGGCACUGUAAAUGGUUUUACCGCCAUUCAUGGGAAGAUCAAUAACGCCCUGAAGCUUAGCUUUUCUAGCUUUUCAAAGCUUGCAAGGCAACAGGCAAGCAGUCCUACAAGCUCAACCAAGAUAGUGAAUGUGGAAGAUUUUGGUGCUAAAGCUGAUGGAACAGAUGCUAGUGAGGCUUUCAAGAAAGCAUGGGAGGAAGCAUGUUCUUCUGAAGAGAGUGCUAUUAUUGUUGUCCCUAAGAACAAGAUUUAUUAUCUUAAACCAGUCAAAUUUUCGGGUCCUUGUCAAUCUGAUCUUAUAUUCAAGAUAUAUGGAACAAUCAAAGCUUCGGUUAAAAUGAGAGACUAUGAAAAGGAUAGAAGGCAUUGGAUUGUAUUUGAUAAUGUAGAAAAUCUUAGAGUUAAAGGUGGCGGCACUAUCAAUGGCAAUGGCAAGAUGUGGUGGGAUAACUCUUGCAAAAUCGACAAAAGCAAGCCUUGUAUAGGAGCACCAACUGCUGUCACUUUCUCUGAUUGCAAGAACUUAAUAGUGGCCAAUCUAUGGUUCCAGAAUGCACAACAAAUGCAUCUUACAUUUCAAAAAUGUAAGAAUGUGAGAGCUUUGAAUCUCAUAGUGACUGCACCAGGGAAGAGCCCUAACACCGAUGGUAUUCAUGUCACUAGCACCCAAAACAUUCGGAUCAGAAAUUGUGUCAUAAGAACAGGAGAUGAUUGUUUAUCAAUAGAAAGUGGGUCCAAGAAUGUUGAAGCUACAGACAUAGUUUGUGGACCAGGACAUGGAAUAAGUAUUGGUAGCUUGGGAGAUGGUAACUCAGAAGCUGAAGUUUCAAAUGUGUUAGUUAAUAGAGCAACACUUUCAGGAACCACUAAUGGGGUUAGAAUUAAGACUUGGCAGGGAGGAUCUGGGUUUGCCAAGAACAUAGUAUUCCAAAAUAUAGUAAUGAAUAAUGUCACAAAUCCUAUCAUUAUCGAUCAAAACUACUGUGAUCAAGAUGAUCCAUGCCCAGAACAGAAAUCAGCAGUGCAAGUAAGCAAUGUGGUGUACAAAAGCAUAAAAGGAACGAGUGCUUCAGAAACAGCCAUGAAAUUUGAUUGCAGCAAGACAUUCCCUUGUCAAGGAAUUUUGUUGCAAGAUGUUGCUUUAGGAAACCAACGAGUUGACAAUGCUAAAGCUUCAUGUGCUAAUGUUAAUUUGUCUAGUAGAGGAAAAGUUUAUCCUCAGUGCUAAUAGAGGAAAAUAAAUUUAUUAGAUUAGAUCACCAAAUUAAUUUUAUGCAUUUUAGGAUUGACAUAGAAUAAAGAUUCCUUGUAAAUAACAAUAUCGUAUAUGCAAUUUAUAUUGCUAUCUUUUAUCUUU
Molecule: messenger RNA, 1578 nt
Organism: Ricinus communis (castor bean)
Lineage: Eukaryota; Viridiplantae; Streptophyta; Magnoliopsida; Malpighiales; Euphorbiaceae
Product: polygalacturonase QRT2
Exons: 9
Coding region: 109-1449 (446 amino acids)
Biological process (GO): pectin catabolic process; fruit dehiscence; anther dehiscence
Molecular function (GO): polygalacturonase activity
Source: RefSeq, a predicted model, not a curated record